ACGGCCCCACAGGCCCUCGACGGUUACUUAACACCGCACCGCGGCGGGCGGCGGCACUAACCGACCCCCCACUCCGCCGCCAUGAGGUGCUGGCUCGCCGUGCUACUGUGCGCCGGCUUCGCGCAUGCGCAGCACAAAGCUGACGAGCAGUUCCUCAGGAGACAGCUGCAGGUGCUGAAGCUGCUGAGACACAUCGCUGAGCCGGUGCACGACUCGGAGCUGCUGGCCAUCAAGAACAGCUUCAACCCGCUCAGCCACUUGAGCAACUACAAGUGUCCAGACUGCGUGCAACGCACGGCGGACGAGGUGGCGGCCGGCCGCUUCAUCGGCCGCGGCGAGAUCUUCAGCCUGUUCCACCCGGAGCACCGCGGCCAGAUGGUGCAGAUGUUCGAGGCGCUGCACGGGGCCACCGACUUCGACACGUUCCUGGGCACGGCGGCGUGGCUGCGCGACCGCGUCUCCCCGCGCCAGUUCCUGUACGCCUUCAGCGUGGCGCUGCUGCACAGGCCCGACUGCCGUGGAAUCACCCUGCCCCCCGCCUACGAGAUCACCCCGCACAUGUUCCUCACCACUGACGUGGUGCGCCGCGCCUACCAGGCCAAGAUGACCCGGCAACCCACGGUGAUCCCCAUGAAGUUCACCGGCUCAGUGAACAACCCCGAGCAGCGCGUGGCAUACUUCGGAGAGGACAUCGGCAUGAACAGUCACCACGCGCACUGGCACAUGGACUUCCCCUUCUGGUGGAAGAGGGACUACCCCGGCGACAAGGACCGCAAGGGCGAGCUGUUCUUCUACAUGCACCACCAGAUGGUCGCCAGGUUCGACGCGGAGAGGCUGUCCAACAACCUGCCGGCCGUGGAGCCGCUCGACUUCGACGAGAAGAUCGUGGAGGGCUUCGCGCCGGGCGCCAUGUACGACAACGGCCAGGAGUUCCCCGUCAGGCCCGACGGCGUCGCGUUCCAAGACCUGCCCUGGCGGACCGUGCACGAGAUGAAGCUGUACGAGGGCCGCAUCAGGGAUGCCAUCGCCGCCGGCUUCAUCAAAACCUCUGACGGCCUGGCCCACCUCAACAACAGCCGCGGCAUCAACCUGCUGGGGGAGAUCGUGGAGUCCUCGCGCCACUCGCUCAACAGGCAGUACUACGGCCAGCUGCACAACGACGCGCACGUGCUGCUCUCGAAGGUCACCGACCCGCAGCUCAAGUUCGGGAUGCCGCCCGGAGUGAUGGAGCACUUCGAGACGGCCACCAGGGACCCGGCCUUCUUCAGGCUGCACAAGCACAUCGACAACCUCUUCAAGCUGCACAAGGACCUGCUGCCGCCCUACACCCAGGACGAGCUGGACUUCCCCGGCGUGCGCGUGGAGGCCAUCAAGGUGGUGGGCCUGAGCAAGGCCAGCACCCCCAACACCCUCGUCACCUACUUCGACGAGUCGCACAUCGACCUGACCAACGCCGUCGAGGGCUCGGGCAAGUCCGGCGUCGACAUAAAGGCGGUCGUGAGCCGGCUGAAUCACGAGCCCUUCAAGUACGUGCUGACCGUCAACUCGGCCCGACAGACCACGGGCGUGGCCCGCAUCUUCCUGUCGCCCAAGUACGACUGGUUCGGCAAGGAGAUCCCCGUCAACACCCUGCGCUGGGGGGUCAUCGAGCUGGACCGCUUCCCCGUGUCAUUGACGGUGGGCGACAACGUGAUCGCGCGCAACUCCGAGGACUCCGUGGUCACCAUCGCCGAGCCGCGCAGCUUCCCCGAGCUGCUGCGGGAGGUGCAGGAGGCCCUCAAAGGCAACGAGGAGUUCGUCGUUGACAAGCAACUGCGUCACUGCGGCUUCCCGCACCGCCUGCUGCUGCCCAAGGGCAAGCCGGAGGGCAUGGCCUACCGCCUCUUCGUCACCGUCACCGACUACAGCAAGGACGUGGUGGACCCCAGCAUCAAGCCGGAGGACGUGGAGGCGCUGUCCUCGCUGGGCUACUGCGGCGUGCUGGACGGCCGCAUCCCCGACGGCCGCCCCAUGGGCUUCCCAUUCGACCGGCCCGUCGCGAGCCGCGAGGCCUUCCUCACGCCCAACACGCACGUCGUCGACAUCACCAUCAGGAACGUCAAGUAGGGUCCCCCUCGAGUCCCUGGACCUCUUCGGUCGUCGCAGCUACACCUGGACCUAGUCCACGGUGGCGGUACCCUCCGCAGUCCUUCACGUCAACACACCACCCGGGUAUCAACUAAAAAUAACAUCGUUAGCACACUCUGAAAAAAAUGGUUUUCACUUUAAAUUUACGAAAAUCGCCGAUUACAAAUUAACCCCAGUGAUUUUCGUAAAUUUACCGUUCAUCUCCGUAAGUGAAUCACUAAAAAUAAUCAUCUUGGUGUAGUUGCAAAAAACAUUCCUGUAUUUGUUAACUUUCCUGUAAAAAAAACCCUCUCUUAUUUCUUGGUAUUGUGUGUUUACCAUUAGAACAGAACUGGGAAUUCUUCUUACAAAAUACAAAGAAUUCUUCAUUUAUUAUGAGGCGAAUUCUUCGUUGAAAAGUCCGUAAAUUUUUCUUUAAGUUCUAAGAGUACAAUCUUAGUGGUAUCUUAUUUCUAAAUAGAAUAAGGGAAUCAUUGGUGAUUGGAAAUUUAGUUUAAGAUAUCAUAAAUAUUUUCAUAUGGAAUUAUUUCAUAACAGAAAAUAUUAUUUUAAAAUCCUCACAAAAUUAUUUUGUGGUCUCGCUGAAGCCACAGACGUGUGCUUCUAACACUGAAAUACUGACAACUUGGUUACAAUUCAACCAGUAGUCUACAAGAAUAAUUAAUGAUUUUUCCACGAAGUAUACUUAAAUAUGUUGCCUAUGCUACCUACAGAUCUAGCUGAGAUGACGCCGUGUUCGAAUCCAGCUGUGCUUCGCUGGUUGACACCACAGUUAGACGUGUGACCUUGAAGACUGCUCUUCCCUGAUUGGAUGUUUGCAAGUUGUAUCGAUGAAGCCAGAAUAAAGUUUGCAUGUAAAGUU
Bacillus rossius redtenbacheri is the source of this 2989-nucleotide messenger RNA. RefSeq names its product hemocyanin B chain-like. NCBI's taxonomy places the organism in Eukaryota, Metazoa, Arthropoda, Insecta, Phasmatodea, Bacillidae. Gene Ontology annotation, molecular function: oxidoreductase activity. The record is from RefSeq and is a predicted model, not a curated record. The transcript is spliced from 12 exons. The coding region runs from base 82 to 2106 and encodes 674 amino acids.